AUGGAGAGUUCGCAUAGGUUUUUGUUGGUGGCACUAAUAGUAGCUUCUUCUAUUAUUCACCUUGUUCAAGCUCAAGCAGGGUUCAUCAGUUUGGAUUGCGGAUUAUCUCCGAAUGAGCAGUCUCCUUAUAUUGAGCUGGAAACUGGAUUACAGUACUUAUCAGAUUCAAGCUUCAUCCAAAGUGGAAAAAUUGGUAAAAUUGAUGCAAGUCUUGAGUCGAAGUACCCAAGAUCACAAAUAACGUUGAGGUACUUUCCAGAUGGAGUACGAAACUGUUACAAUCUUAGCGUUCAUCAGGGAACAAAUUAUUUGAUCAGGGCUACAAGUAACUAUGGAAACUAUGAUGGUCUUAACAUUUCUCCUAGAUUUGAUUUGUACAUAGGCCCUAAUUUUUGGGUAACAAUAGAUUUGGAGAAGCAUGUAAAUGGUAAUACAUGGGAAGAAAUCAUUCACAUCCCAAAGUCAAACUCUUUGGAUGUUUGUCUUAUAAAGACAGGCACAUCAACGCCUAUCAUAUCGACAUUGGAACUAAGGUCUCUACCAAAUAAUACUUACAUAACAGAAUCAGGUUCUUUGAAGUCAAUACUAAGAUCAUACCUAAGUGAAGCAACAAAAGUUAUACGGUACCCGGAUGAUUUCUAUGAUCGGAAAUGGGUUCCAUACUUUGAGUCGGAAUGGAGGCAAAUUUCCACCACUCUCAAAGUGAACAACACCAUUAAUGGCUUUCUUGCGCCGCAAGAUGUGCUCAUGACCGCCGCAGUACCUGCCAAUGCUAGUGCGGCGUUGAGUUUUACCAAGGAUCUUGAGUUCCCUAAAGAUGAACUUUACUUCUACUUCCACUUCUCUGAGAUCCAAGCCUUACAGGCCAACCAGACUAGAGAGUUUAGCAUUUUGUGGAACGGAGAAGUUAUUUUUCCAACUUUGAGUCCUAAAUAUCUAAAGGCCAGCACUCUUUACAGUGUGUCACCAUUUGUUUGUGAAGUAGGGAAAUGCUUAUUAGAGCUGAAAAGAACUCAAAACUCAACUCUCCCGCCUCUACUUACCGCCAUUGAAGUAUUCACAGUGAUCGACUUCCCACAGUCUCUAACAAACGAAGAUGAAGUGAUUGCUAUCAAUAACAUCAAAGACACCCACAAAUUGAGUAGAAUCUCAUGGCAAGGAGAUCCAUGCGUCCCAAGGCAGUUUUUGUGGGAUGGUCUAAGUUGCAAAGAAAUGAAUGUGUCUACACCACCAAGAAUAACUUCCUUAAACUUGUCUUCAAGUGGAAUAAUGGGAACCAUAUCAAUUGAAAUUCAAAAUCUUACACAUCUCGAAAAGUUGGACUUGUCAAAUAACAAUUUGACAGGACUGGUGCCCGAAUUUUUAGCUAAUAUGAAGACAUUAAUGUUCAUAGAUUUGAGGAAGAACAACCUAAAUGGGUCAAUUCCAAAGUCUCUUCGUGAUAGAGAAAAGAAAGGACUACAAUUAUUUGUUGAUGGCGAUAAUACGUGUUUAUCCAAUUCGUGCGUCCCAAAAAAGAGAUUUCCAAUGAUGAUAGUUGCAUUAGUUGCUUCUGCAGUCUUGGUCAUCAUAGUGGUACUAACUUUCAUUUGCGUGUUCAAAAAGAAAAAGAGAUCAGUUCAAAUGGAAGAUAUAUCCCCAUCGCUAGUUAUGCCAACAAUGGAUACUGCGUCAAAGAGUAUAUCCGAACAACUGAUCAAGACAAAAAGGAGAAGAUUUACUUAUUCAGAAGUUGUAGAAAUGACACAAAAUUUCAGAAAGGCUCUAGGGGAAGGAGGUUUUGGCAUAGUCUAUCAUGGUUAUCUAAAAAAAUCAGAUCAAGUAGCGGUUAAAGUACUUUCUCAAUCAUCAUCACAGGGAUAUAAACACUUCAAGGCAGAGGUUGAACUUUUGCUGAGAGUUCACCACAUUAACUUGGUUGGCCUUGUUGGGUAUUGCGAUGAACGAGGUCACUUGGCUCUCAUCUACGAAUAUAUGUCCAACGUGGACUUAAAACAUCAUUUGUCAGGAAAACAUGAUGUCUCUAUUUUGAAGUGGAGUACUCGAUUAAGAAUAGCCAUUGAUGCCGCACUAGGACUGGAAUACUUACAUAUUGGUUGUCGACCAUCCAUGGUACAUAGAGAUGUCAAAAGCACGAAUAUAUUGUUGGACGAGCGAUUCACUGCCAAAAUUGCGGAUUUUGGGCUUUCAAGAUCCUUCCAACUUGGAGAUGAAUCUCAUAUUUCGACCGUUGUGGCUGGUACUCCUGGAUAUCUAGAUCCUGAAUAUUACAGAACGGGUCGGUUGGCCGAGAUGAGCGAUGUCUACAGCUUUGGAAUUGUGUUAUUGGAGAUGAUGACAAACCAACGUGUGAUUGACCAAAACCGCGAAAAACGACACAUAACAGAAUGGGUAGCAUUAGUGCUUAACAGAGGAGAUAUCACCAGGAUCAUGGAUCCUAAUCUUUACGGAGAUUACAACUCAAAUUCUGUAUGGAAAGCUCUUGAAUUAGCUAUGACAUGCGCAAACCCUUCUUCAGAAAAACGACCGAGCAUGUCCCAAGUUAUUAGCGGACUAAAAGAAUGUCUUACUUCAGAAAACUUGAUGAGAAAUAAGAAUCAAGACAUAGAGAACUCUGAUAGUUCUCUUGAAAUGACCAUGAACUUUGAUACUGAGGUUGUCCCUAGGGCAAGGUAG
This is a messenger RNA of Capsella rubella, 2676 nucleotides long. RefSeq names its product putative receptor-like protein kinase At3g46340. NCBI's taxonomy places the organism in Eukaryota, Viridiplantae, Streptophyta, Magnoliopsida, Brassicales, Brassicaceae. The transcript is spliced from 13 exons. Gene Ontology annotation, biological process: protein phosphorylation. The record is from RefSeq and is a predicted model, not a curated record. Gene Ontology annotation, molecular function: protein kinase activity; ATP binding; protein binding. Bases 1 to 2676 code for a protein of 891 amino acids.